This is a messenger RNA of Trypanosoma theileri, 1392 nucleotides long. RefSeq names its product protein kinase. Gene Ontology annotation, molecular function: protein kinase activity; ATP binding. The transcript has a single exon. The annotation marks the transcript as partial. The record is from RefSeq and is a predicted model, not a curated record. Lineage: Eukaryota; Euglenozoa; Kinetoplastea; Trypanosomatida; Trypanosomatidae. Gene Ontology annotation, biological process: protein phosphorylation.
GUGUAUGAUGUGGAUCACGCCACUUUAUUGGGAAAAGGCGGCUUCUCUCAAGUUGUGGCUGUUUUGCAUAAACCCACAAAUACCAUGCGAGCGUUGAAAGUAAUGCAGCGGGAUAAACUCCGUGGAAAAGCCGGGGAUAUGGUUUUACAUGAACGUGAGAUCUUAAGAAGAACCUCUCACCCUAAUGUUAUUACAUUAUAUGAAUCUAUUACCACUCCACAUCAUGUUUACUUUGCAUUGGAUUGUAUGAGUGGAGAUUUGUUUGAGUUUAUUGUGCGGAAUAAACGAAUUCCAGAGGAUGUGGCUCGAUCUAUUAUGCAUCAACUCUUAUCGGCCAUUCACUAUUUACAUGCACAAUGUAUUGUUCAUCGAGAUAUUAAACCAGAGAAUAUACUCCUGAACGUCACGGCUGUUAAUCCCACUAAUAAUAAUACUACUACUACUAAUCCCAAUAAUAAUACUAAUCCCAAUAAUAAUAAUAAUAAUAAUAAUAAUAAUAAUAAUAAUACUAAUAAUAAUAAUAAUGUGAAUACGGAAUCUACGGUUCCCCAAGUACAUGUGGAGGUAAAACUCGCAGACUUUGGACUUGCCAAAUUAGUGCAGGACUCCAAUGUACAAUCCACUCCAUGUGGAACUUCCUUCUAUAUUGCCCCGGAAGUCAUUCGCGGCAUUGAGGCACAAGGGGCCAAACCCUUAUGCACCACCCAAGACCGUGUGAAGAGUGUCGAUAUCUGGUCGGCGGGGGUUGUUUUCUUUGUGAUGUUGGCUGGCCGGCCGCCUUUCUAUGGACAAGUGAAAACCACAGAAGAGCGGCGGCAAUUACUGCAGAGUAUUGACCACGGGGUGUUGUUUAAUGCCCGGCAUGGAUGGGAUGCGGUGAGUGCGGCCGCGAAGGAUUUAAUUGUGCGGAUGUUGGAACAAAACACCGGCACGCGAUUAACGGCAUUGCAGGCAUUACAACAUCCAUUCUUUACACAACAUGGAUUGAUGCCGCCAACAACACCCAUGAUGAUGAUGAUGAUGCCAACAAUGGUGAAUAAUAAUAAUAAUAAUAAUGUUAAUAAUAAUAAUAAUAAUAAGGGUUUACCAACAUCAUCUCAACAAGAGAAUUUGCAUGGAUUGGUGAUAAAUGAGAAGGAAGGAGAAAGAGAAAGAGGAGGAGAAGGAGAAGGAGAACCCAUCAUUGAGAAGAAGCGAGGGAAGUUUUGGAAUAUGUUUGGUAGUAAAUUCCAUCGACAUGGUGAAAAGAAAAAGAAGAAUAAUAUUAAUAAUAAUAAUAAUGAUAAUACUGCUAAUAAUAAUAAUAAUAAUAAUAAUCCACACGAUAUCACGAAAGAAGAAGAUGUCCAAUCAUCCACUACCACUAAUAAUAAGAAUACACAUACUACAAUG